Messenger RNA from Nakaseomyces glabratus, 1593 nucleotides. RefSeq names its product phosphoprotein phosphatase CDC14 (gene CDC14). Gene Ontology annotation, biological process: protein dephosphorylation; regulation of exit from mitosis; microtubule cytoskeleton organization. Lineage: Eukaryota; Fungi; Ascomycota; Saccharomycetes; Saccharomycetales; Saccharomycetaceae. The record is from RefSeq and is a predicted model, not a curated record. Gene Ontology annotation, molecular function: protein serine/threonine phosphatase activity; protein tyrosine phosphatase activity; protein tyrosine/serine/threonine phosphatase activity. Gene Ontology annotation, cellular component: nucleolus; spindle pole; mitotic spindle.
AUGCGCAGAAGUAUAUAUUUAGACAAUACGAUUGAAUUCCUGCGAGGUCGGGUUUACCUCGGUGCAUAUGAUUAUACCCCGGAAGCCACUGAUGAGAUUGUCUUUUUCACCAUCGAGGACUCGAUCUUUUAUAAUAGCUUUCACUUGGACUUUGGUCCCAUGAAUAUCGGUCACUUGUACCGUUUCGCAGUUAUAUUUCAUGAAAUUUUGAAUGAUCCAGAAAAUGCACAGAAAGCAGUUGUGUUCUACUCCUCUGCCUCGACCAGGCAGAGAGCUAACUCUGCAUGUCUGUUGUGUUGUUACAUGAUCUUAGUGCAAGGUUGGACACCACAUCAAGUUUUGCAACCAUUGGCCCAAGUUGAUCCACCAUUUAUGCCUUUCAGAGAUGCAGGUUACUCUAACGCCGACUUUGAAAUUACUAUUCAAGACGUUGUGUAUGGUGUGUGGAGAGCUAAGGAAAAGGGAUUGAUCGAUCUACAUUCAUUUAAUCUAGAGACUUAUGAACGUUACGAGCAUGUUGAAAAUGGUGACUUCAAUGUUCUAACACCAGAUUUCAUUGCAUUUGCAUCCCCUCAGGAGGAUCCUAAGGUUCUAUCCUCUGGUACCCUGACUCCUAAGUCACACCUAAAUCAGCCUUUCAGAAGUGUAUUAAACUUCUUUGCAAACAAUAAUGUCCACUUAGUCGUAAGAUUGAAUUCUCAUCUAUAUAAUAAGAAGCAUUUUGAGGACGUCGGAAUUCAGCACCUCGAUCUUAUUUUUGAGGAUGGUACAUGCCCAGAUAUGUCAAUUGUUAAGAAUUUUGUAGGUGCUGCAGAAACUAUAAUAAGAAGAGGUGGUAAAAUAGCUGUGCAUUGUAAAGCUGGUCUUGGGAGGACAGGUUGCUUAAUUGGUGCACAUUUAAUAUAUACUUAUGGAUUCACAGCUAAUGAAUGUAUCGGGUUUUUGAGAUUUAUUAGACCUGGUAUGGUUGUGGGGCCUCAGCAACAUUGGUUGUAUCUACAUCAAAACGAUUUUAGAGAAUGGAAGUAUACCAUGAGACUCUCCACCAAGCCAAGCGAGAUAAUAGGCGGCUUAUAUCCUUUAGUGAGUGUGGAAGAGUAUAGACUACAAAAGAAAAGAUUAAAGGAAGGCAAGCGCUCUUCCGAUAUCACAAGUAAUAACAGAGUCAAUAGCAAUGAUGAGGUACGGGAUAUUGAAAUGACGCCUGCUAGAGGAUCUAAAUAUGAAAGACAAAAUGACAUGAAGCCGACCGAAACAGCUUACAAGACUGCUGUCCCACAGCACUCACCAGGUCAACCAAGAAAAGGUCAGAAUGGAACGAAUACCAUAGAACAAAUUAGUAAAAAUGGCAAGUCUAAUAGCAAAACACAGCACAACAAUAUGGUAGUGGACAACAAUUCGGAUGAUGAUUCCAUGACUAGCAAUUAUCAAAACUCCUCUUCUCAAAACAGAAUUACAAGGCAAACAACAGAAAGUGAUGAAGAAGGUCUAUUGAAGCAAUUGUUACCAAAGAAUAGAAGAGUCGCAUCAGGAAGAAGGAAUGUCAGUGCUGCUGGUGGUGUAAGAAAGGCCAGUGGUACAGUUAAAAGGUGA